AUGCUGAAAGCUGGACCUUGCAAAAACCAGGCUUGUGGAAAGAACGCUGACAGAGCUUAUCCUGAAGCAACAACCCGACUCUUAGCAGUAGAUGAUGAUGGUGACCUUAUCCCUUUCGAGGUCUGCGACUAUUGCAACUGCUGUUGCAAAAGAACGAUCUUCAGAUACAAGAUCAGAUCCAGAGAUUCUCAAGUAGAGCUCUAUGAGAAUGGCAGAAGCUACCCUCAGGGGCCUGUUCAGGCUAUUCCCAACCUGAAAGAUGAAGUAGUAUUCCCUACACUCAAUGCUAGGAAGAUGACAACUCCCUUGACCAUUCCCAGGAUUAUUCCUGAUGAUACCCUGACUCCUCUGGCUAUUGCCAUGAAGAUAUCCACCCCGGCUGUUACAGCCACGACCAUAAUUCCUCUGGCAGUAGCUGCCAAGACCCCAAAAGCAAUUCAUUUUGGAAUGAUCACGACUCUCUUCCCUGACACCUCAGUGUUUCCCAUCUUCGGGAACAUUGUCCCUUUGACUCCUACCCUGACGAUUCUCCCGACUCCUGCUUCUAUAAGUGAGAAGAAUGAAGCCCGCAUUGACUGGGCCGAUGAAAUGGCGAUGAUGCCAAUUGUUCCUCUGGAACCUAGGAAAACAUGA
This is a messenger RNA of Suillus paluster, 633 nucleotides long. RefSeq lists its product as uncharacterized. NCBI's taxonomy places the organism in Eukaryota, Fungi, Basidiomycota, Agaricomycetes, Boletales, Suillaceae. The record is from RefSeq and is a predicted model, not a curated record. The coding region runs from base 1 to 633 and encodes 210 amino acids. The transcript has a single exon.